Octodon degus (degu) is the source of this 976-nucleotide messenger RNA. Its product is annotated as granzyme B-like. The record is from RefSeq and is a predicted model, not a curated record. Lineage: Eukaryota; Metazoa; Chordata; Mammalia; Rodentia; Octodontidae. Gene Ontology annotation, biological process: proteolysis. Gene Ontology annotation, cellular component: intracellular membrane-bounded organelle; cytoplasm. Bases 166 to 897 code for a protein of 243 amino acids. The transcript has 5 exons. Gene Ontology annotation, molecular function: serine-type endopeptidase activity.
ACGCACUGGGAGUAGAACGCUUUCAUAGAAAGCCUCCCGUGAUGAAGCGUAACAAAGCCAUUUGAAAACAUAAGGUCAUUAACUCCACCCCUGUCCUCUGCAGAGAGAUAAAGGAGAGUAAGUUAAAACUUCAGAAGCUCUCACCUGGGAAGCCUUCUUGGGAAGAUGCAGCUGCUUCUGCUCCUGUUGGCCUUUUUUCUACCCUCCAGGACAAUGGCAGUGGAGAUCAUCGGGGGACAUGAAGCCAAACCCCACUCCCGCCCCUACAUGGCCUACCUUCAGAAUGGGGAUGGUUUGACAUGUGGUGGCUUUCUGAUAAAUGAGAAGUUUGUACUGUCAGCGGCUCACUGUAACGGGAGCUCAAUAUAUGUCACCCUGGGUGCCCACAAUAUCAAGAUGCAGGAGAAAACCCAGCAGGUUAUCCGUGUAAGAAAAGCCAUCACCCAUGAAAACUAUGGUCCUCGAACCUACACCAAUGACAUCAUGCUACUGCAGCUGGAGAAAAAGGCCAACCUGACUAAAGAGGUGCAGCCUGUCAGGCUGCCAAAAGGCAAGUCCCAGGUGAAAUCAGGUGCUGUGUGCCAGGUGGCUGGAUGGGGACUGUUGGCCCGGAGGGGUAAAAGAGCAACCACACUGCAGGAGGUGGACAUGACAGUGCAAAAGAAUGAGGUGUGUGAGACCUGCUAUGCCAACUAUGACAGAGCUUCUCAGAUCUGUGCUGGGGAUCCAAAGAUUCAAAAAGCCUCCUUUAAGGGUGAUUCUGGAGGCCCCCUCAUGUGUAAUAAUGUGGCCCAGGGCAUUGUUUCCUAUGCACCAAAGGAUGACACAACUCCACAAGCCUUCACUAAAGUGUCACAUUUUCUAAGAUGGAUAAAGAAAACCAUGAAACACCAUUGACUGUAGAGAGAAAACUAAACACCUUUUGGAGAGACCAUGUUUCCUGGACCUGAGCCCAGAGGUGCUCUAGAGCAGACAU